UGACGCCAUGUUGAAUUCUUUAUUAAUCUAUAUCUGUAUUUUUAACUUCCUGUUCCUGAAUUUCAUUUUCUUGUGGAAAUAAAAUAUAAAACUCGAGUUUAUUAUUAGAAACGUUUUUAAAAUAACGUCUGGCCAUGUCGGACCGUAAGCGUUUGCUCAACGAUCUUAGAGUAAUCGAUUUGCGCGCUGAGUUAGAAAAACGUAACCUAGACAAGAGUGGCGUACGCGGUGUGCUCUUACAACGCCUAUCAAAGCAUUUAGAGGAAGAGGGAGAGGAUCCCACAACAUUCAAGUUUGAUCUUGCCACAGAGAAUAAAACACCAUCAAAAAGAACACGAAGAUCCGAAAGUGCUAUAGAACAAGAGUCUGAAGAUACUCCAGCUAUGGAGGAUAUGAUCGUACAAGAUGAUGCCGGGGAGGAAGAAGAGACCGAACAGACUGAUUCUCAUCAGGAUAGUAAAACAAAUGAAGAUGAACAAAAAUUAUUUGACGAGAAAAUGGAUAUUGAUGAAAAAGUUUGUAGAAAACGAGACAUAAAAGAUGAUCCGGAAGCUAGCCAACCGAAAAAGCUCUGUAUAGAAAAAGAAAUUAAAUGUGAAGAUGAUCAUAAAAUUGAGAAUAACACAGAUGCUGAGGAUAGCAUCAAUCUUGAUCUUGGCGAAGAUGAACUGCUCAAUGAAGAGACUGACAACACAACUAAACCCAACAAAAUAGAUGAGGCGACGCUCGAGACCAAGAUGGAGGCAGCUAGCGACGAGUCGGCGCCCACUGUCACCGCCUCGUCCGGUGUUGCCGCGCCUGCUGACGACCAACAUCAAGUAAACGCCGAAGCCCCCGCCACUAGCAAUAAUGAAAAAAAUGAUAAGGACACUAAAGAUGAGAAAGAUAAAGAAGCUGACAGUGAAAAAAAAGAUAAAAAAGAUGAAAAUAAAGAAGGUGGUGCUCGUAAUUUAUGGGUCAGUGGUUUGUCGGGAGACACGCGAGCUAAAGACCUAAAACAGUUAUGUAGCAAACAUGGAAAGGUAAUUGGAGCCAAAGUAGUGACUAAUGCUAGAACACCAGGGUCCCGAUGCUAUGGAUAUGUGACUAUGGCUAGUGCUCAGGAUGCCGAAAACUGCAUUAAGAACUUACAUAGAACUGAGCUGCACGGUCGAAUGAUCUCUGUAGAGAAAGCUAAAUCCGAAUCGGAGUCCUCAUCACGUCGACAACCAUCUAGAGCUGAACGUCAUCCAAGCAAAGAUCACAAAGAUGAUACAAAAGAAAACGAGGACAGUAAAGAAGUAGAGAAAAAUGAUGAGAACAAAUUAAAGAAGGAUGAAGAAAUGUCAGGAGCGGAAAGCACACGAUCCAACUCAGGAACGCGAGAAAAGUCACAUCGAUCUGAUAAAGAUAAGAUGCGACGAAGUACCAGGAGCCGUGAACGAAGGAGGUCACCUAGAGAAGUUCUAUCUUUUUCUAAGAUAUGGAAGGAGCGCGACGUGGCGCGUGCACGGGACCGGUCGCGGGCGGCGCGCGAGGAGGAGCGGCGGCGGCGCGCGGCCGAGGACGCGCUGCGCGAGCGCGAGCGGCGCCAGCGGCAGGAGAAGCACCGCCUCGCGCUCGAGCGGGACAAGCUGCGCGCGGAGAGGGAAAAAAUUGAACGCGAGAAAAAUGAACUAUUACGAUUAGAACGUGAAAGACAUCGGUUGGAGAGAGAAAAACUAGAACUGGAACGACUGGAACUGAAGAGAGCACAGUUGAGAUUGGAGGAAGAACGUCGCAAACGCGGCUACGAGAGCAGCGCGACGUACCGCAAGCCGGCGUCGUCGCCGCCGCCCGAGCCCGCCUACGAGCGCGAGCCGCGACACAAGCGCCCGCCGCCGCCGCCCAUGUCAUCAAGUCGAGGCCAGUUUGAAGCUCCACCACCACCACGUUUCGAGAUGGGCGCAAACUACGAUCGUGGUGCGGACAAGAGAGACCGAGAUCGUGACUACAAGAGAGAAUAUCCCAGACAUGUCUCAUCUAAUAGCAUGAAAUAUCCUAGUAAUGGUAGUUCCAAUGACGAUGCCCGACAACCGUUACCACCAGGCGCCAGACCUAAAGAACCUAGUCGAUCUUACGAAUCUCGCGACAAUAGAUCAUACCGCCCAUCUCCUCCAAGCAAACCAGAGCCUCGCAGUUGGAACACCUCCAGCCGAUAUCCUGACGCAGCACCGCCGUCUAAAGGCGCGGUGGUGGCGCGGGCGGGCGGCGGCGAGAGCUGGGCGGGCGGCGGCGGCGACGCGCGCUACGGCGCCUACGAGGCGCGCUACCCGCCGCAGUACCAGCCGCCGCCGCCCGGCGCGCCCUACCCCGACCGGUACGCGCCCCAGGCCAGGGACUACCCGCGCAAGUACUAGCCACACAGGUUAGAGGUCACCAUUGUAAUAUAAUUAUAGAUUAAGUUUAGUUAUUAUAUAUAAUAAUAAUAUGAUACAACUAUAAAAUGCCUUUAUUUUCGAUAUGUACAUUAUCAAUAAAAUGUAUGAAGUAAAUCAUUCCUUUUGACUUUUGUAGAGUAAGCACGAGUUUAUAUUUUGUUUGUUUCCUUCAUGACUAAAUUGUUAAGGAGAUUGUAAAAAUGGCUAUAAUAAUAAGUGACUUGUAGUCAGUCCAAAUUAUCUGAGUUAUCAGAGUGAUGUCAUAAUUACAUAGUUUAAGUUUAUUGAUAUUAGUAAAUGUUUUCUAAAGAUAACAUUUUGUUUUACUACAAGCAAUAAUUUUUUGUGACAUUCUUGAUUUCAUGGCUUUAAUAUAAAGUUUUGUCAGGAGUAUUUUUAUAGAAGUAAUUCAUAUUUCCAUAAUUUCAGUCAAAUGUAGCUUAUACACUGGUAAUUAAUACAUUAUAAAUCCACUGGAUACUAAUAAGACAACUCCAGGUUAUUUUAUUAAAAAGUACUUUUUUAAAUUAACUCAUAUUAAAGAAAAACUGAAAGGAUGCAAGUACUGUUGCCUAGACGCCAAUAGGCGAUAAGCGUCAGCUUGACCUCCAUGGGGUUACCCCCUUAAGCCAUGGUGGUGAAUUUGUAACAGCGAGCUGACUACCUUAUUGUUACAUCGUUCCUUUAAAUUAUCACCCACUAUAAAAUCAUACCAACAAUCUAUAACAAAGUACAGAUAUUGUCUGAACUCACACUAUAUAUUAAAUAAAACUCAUGUUUAACAUCAAUAACUUUAUUGAUUUAAUCUCUUAAGUCUAUCACAAAUUAAAAUGUAUCAUAUACAACAUGUAACAAUAUUAAGACAAUCUCUUAAUUUGUUCAA
Achroia grisella is the source of this 3282-nucleotide messenger RNA. It is a transcript of the gene Saf-B, whose product is annotated as scaffold attachment factor B2. Gene Ontology annotation, biological process: regulation of mRNA processing; regulation of transcription by RNA polymerase II. The transcript has 18 exons. Gene Ontology annotation, molecular function: sequence-specific DNA binding; RNA binding. NCBI's taxonomy places the organism in Eukaryota, Metazoa, Arthropoda, Insecta, Lepidoptera, Pyralidae. Gene Ontology annotation, cellular component: nucleus. The coding region runs from base 135 to 2378 and encodes 747 amino acids. The record is from RefSeq and is a predicted model, not a curated record.